Molecule: messenger RNA, 3448 nt
Organism: Sphaerodactylus townsendi
Lineage: Eukaryota; Metazoa; Chordata; Lepidosauria; Squamata; Sphaerodactylidae
Gene: PRDM4
Product: PR/SET domain 4
Exons: 11
Coding region: 345-2732 (795 amino acids)
Biological process (GO): regulation of transcription by RNA polymerase II; cell fate commitment; transcription by RNA polymerase II
Cellular component (GO): cytoplasm; nucleus
Molecular function (GO): RNA polymerase II cis-regulatory region sequence-specific DNA binding; histone methyltransferase binding; histone deacetylase binding
Source: RefSeq, a predicted model, not a curated record
CAGGAAGGGCGGCGCGCGGGGUCGCUUCCUGGAUGCGGAACAAAGCGGAAGCGGUAACCGGCCUGCGCGCGACCCUCCUCUUAGCACAGGAGGGGGUUCCUCUGGGGUCGGCGGGGGCGCGCUUCUUUCCUGGCGCCGCGGUGGCCCGCGAGGAGGCGGUGGCGGUGGCUGAGGCUGGAGGCGGCUCCGAGGGCCGCUUUGGGCUGCGGUGGGAGGCUCGGCCGGGGCGGAGAGGAGCACCUUCCGGCUGCUGGGAGGCCGAGGGGGAGACCAGAUGAGGAGGAGGAAGAGGAGGAGGCUGCCGUCGCCGCCGGGUCUGUCCCCUGCCCGGUUACUCCAGGCAGAUGCAUCACAGGAUGAAUGAAAUGAAUUUGAGCCCUGUAGGGAUGGAGCAACUGGCAGCCUCCUCUGCGAGCAGCGCCCUGACUGUUUCGGGAAGCCACCUGGGUCUGGCUUCCUCCCCAACACACAAUGCCAUAUCAACACCAGGAUUGCCAGUUGCAAUUCCAAAUCUGGGGCCCUCUUUGCCCUCUGCAUUGUCUUUGAUGCUUCCAAUGGGCAUUGGGGAUCGAGGAGUGAUGUGUGGUAUACCUGAGAGAAAUUAUACCCUACCUCCACCGCCUUACCCUCAUCUUGAAAGCAGCUACUUCAGACACAUUCUACCUGGUCUUUUAUCUUACUUGGCUGACAGACCUCCACCUCAGUAUAUCCACCCCAACAGUAUAAAUGUUGACAGCAAUCCAGCUUUAUCCGUCUCCAGCAACCCCUCUGGCCUGGAUCCCUACCAACCCAAUGGAACUGUAGGCCUUGAACCAGGCAUUGUCCCCAUGGAUUCCCGUUCAGUGAACACACACAACACUCAGAGCUUGCAUCCCAGCGACAGCCAUGAGGUAGCUCUGGAUACAACCAUCACCAUGGAAAGUGUCUCAAGGGUUACCAGUCCCAUCUCUACUGACAGCUUGGCCGAGGAACUUACAAUGGGCGAUGUGGCUGGAGAUCAUUCACAGAUUGCAGCUGUCAACCAGAAUCAUGAGCCCUUAGCUGUGGAUGCUGUUGGCAGCAGCCUGGCUGCGGAUACCGUGGGGCAUAACGGUGUCAUCCCCCUUCAUGAUCGCGGUUUGGAACUUCCUGUCGUCAUGGAGCCUGAUCAUAUUACAGGCCGUGUCAGUGGGAUGUCUGAUAGAACGCUCAGUGACUCUAUUCACACAGUUGCCAUGAGCAGCAAUUCUGUGAGUGUUGCGCUCUCUACCUCACACAACCUCACAUCCCUGGAAUCUGUCUCUUUACAUGAAGUGGGCCUGAGUUUGGAACCUGUUACAGUAUCCUCCAUAAGCCAGGAAGUAGCCAUGGGACAAGACCAUGUGGAUGUCUUUCCUGACAAUCUCGCCUUUGUACCAUCAUCCCUGAAGAUAGAAGACUCAAAUUCAAACAAAGAAAACAUGGCUACCUUGUUUACCAUAUGGUGCACACUGUGUGACAAGGCAUACCCAUCAGAUUGCCCAGAUCACGGGCCUGUGACCUUUGUUUCAGACACCCCAGUGCAGAGCCGAGCCAGGCUUUCUGUCCCGAAGCAGCUUGUUAUCCGGCAGUCUAUCAUGGGAGCUGAAGCUGGUGUGUGGGCUCAAGAAACCAUUCUUGUGCGGACCUGCUUUGGACCACUCAUUGGGCAACAGAGUCACUCCAUGGAGGUGGCUGAUUGGAUAGACAAAGCAGCAAAUCACAUUUGGAAGAUAUAUCUCAACAAUGUUCUGGAGUUCUGCAUCAUCACAACUGAUGAGAAUGAAUGUAACUGGAUGAUGUUUGUGCGGAAAGCCAGGAACCGGGAAGAACAGAAUUUGGUGGCUUACCCUGAUGAUGGAAAAAUUUACUUCUGCACCUCGCGUGAUAUCCCUCCAGAGCAUGAGCUUCUGUUUUACUACAGUCGAGAUUAUGCCCGACAGAUUGGUGUUCCUGAGCACCCUGAUGUGCACAUUUGCCACUGUGGAAAAGAAUGUGUUUCCUACAGUGAGUUCAAGGCUCACCUGACCAGUCAUAUCCCCAGCCACCUCACCAGCCCAGGUCAUCCCAGUAGCCAGGGAUCAGGCCACAGCAAGGAAAGGAAGUGGAAAUGCUCCAUGUGUCCUCAAGCUUUCAUCUCUCCUUCUAAGCUUCAUGUCCACUUCAUGGGGCACAUGGGCAUGAAGCCACAUAAGUGCGAUUUCUGUAGCAAAGCCUUCAGUGACCCCAGUAAUCUCCGAACUCACCUUAAAAUACAUACAGGUCAAAAGAAUUAUCGCUGUGGUCUUUGUGAAAAGUCGUUUACGCAGAAGGCCCAUCUAGAGUCACACAUGGUUAUUCACACUGGGGAGAAAAAUCUGAAGUGUGAUUACUGUGGUAAACUGUUCAUGCGACGGCAGGAUCUCAAGCAGCAUGUCCUCACCCAUACACAAGGACGUCAGUUCAAGUGUCACCAGUGCGAAAAACUGUUCCUGAGGACGAACCACCUGAAGAAACACUUAAUCUCUCAUGAAGGGAAGCGGGACUAUGUCUGUGAAAAAUGUUCCAAGGCUUAUUUGACAAAAUAUCAUCUAACUCGCCACCUAAAAAUCUGCAAAGGACCCACCUCCAGUCUCUCAGCCCAGGAAGAGGAAGAUUCAGAGGAGGAGUUGUUGAAUAACUCUGUGAGGAGUGAGAACUGUAGGCUCAACAGCAGUGUGUUUGUGACAAAUGAUGCACUCCCUUGCCACAAGUAAGAAACGGCGGCCAUCUCAAAAUGUAAAUUGGGGACUGUUACCUCACCCUGAAAUCAUGUUUAUAUUAAAUGAACACUUCUGUAAUGAACAUUUUGAUGACUGAACAGCCACUGACUCUUCUUAAUGGAAACAAAUUAUGCACUUUUCAAGGAGACGUUUCCUGUAGGUUUAAGCCAAUGAGAUCAGAGUAACUGCCUACCGUUAUCAUUUAAACUUGUGCUUGUGUCAACUUGGUUGAUGUGUCAUGCAUGACUUUUAAGAAUGACAGGCAGGUGCAAGUCAGAUCUAAUCAGACAACUGUUUGGGAUGAUGAGUUUGUCAGCUUUUUUUUUACAAUUAGAACUUUGGUUUGUGUUUUCUAAAGCCCCAUAAUCAAAACAGUCACAUGGUCCAGUGUUCCUGUAGUAUGUUUUACUUUAAGAUAUACCCUGCUAAAAUCAGUGUUCACUGUCUAUGCGUUAGGUGUACCCACACGUUCGACAACUGAUCUUUUUCAGAGUACUUGAAUGGGCAGAUUCAGGAUGGGAUACUCUCAUAAAAGCGUAUGGCUAAAAUCUGCCUUGAAAAAUGGUUACAGAAUAGGUGGUUUUUAUACUACAUUCAGUUAACCAAUCAGCAGGGAGAGGAGGCAGUUUGCUGCUAACAGAUUUAUGGAACAAUGAUCUCAUUUUAUGUUGCUCAUUAGGAGAAAAUUAAACACUGCUCUUUGCAAUAUA